Molecule: messenger RNA, 4219 nt
Organism: Ostrea edulis (European flat oyster)
Lineage: Eukaryota; Metazoa; Mollusca; Bivalvia; Ostreida; Ostreidae
Product: inhibitor of nuclear factor kappa-B kinase subunit epsilon-like
Exons: 18
Coding region: 100-2244 (714 amino acids)
Biological process (GO): peptidyl-serine phosphorylation
Cellular component (GO): cytoplasm
Molecular function (GO): protein serine/threonine kinase activity; ATP binding
Source: RefSeq, a predicted model, not a curated record
ACCCAUUUUACCAACUAUCGUAUUCUGGAUAGGAGUAGUUUCCCUUUAUAGGAGAACUGAUGGUAUUUUGAUUUCAAAUUAAAUUACGGAUAUGCUAAAAUGAAUUUGUAUCGUGCCACUGAGAAUUUUGUGUAUAAAACAGAUGAAUGUAUCGGGCGGGGAGCUACUGGAGAUGUGUACAGAGGUGUUCACAAGGUGACAGGAGAAGAAUGUGCCCUGAAAUUGUGCGACCCUCGCUUUGCACAGCAGCUUCAGAGAGAGGUAGAGGCCAUGAAGCAACUUCAGCAUCCCAACAUUACCAAGUUCUACCAGUUGGAGUAUGAUAAGGAAAGUACAAAACCUAUUCUUGUCAUGGAACUUUGUGAGAAGGGGAACCUUCUGGAGGUGCUCAGAGAGCCCCGCAAUGCCUUUGGUCUAGAAGACAAGGAAUUUCUCAGAUUUUUUCGCCAUUUAGUGUCUGGAAUGAAACAUCUUCGUCAAAACGGAUUCUCACACCGUGACAUAAAACCUGGCAACAUUCUGGUAUAUGUAGCAGAUGAUGGCAGCUAUGUCUACAAACUGUCUGACUUUGGGACUGCUAAACCUUUGAAGGAUGGGGACUUUUUUCAGUCUUUAGUUGGAACAGAGGAAUAUCUGCAUCCCCACAUUUUCAAAGCCGCUUUCAUCGAUCGCUAUCGUCCACGAGAAUUUGACAUCUCUGUAGAUCUGUGGAGUCUAGGGGCUACCUUGUAUCAUGCCGCCACUGGGAAGGUCCCCUUCCAACCCUACCAUGGACGUGGGGAUAAAAACACCAUGUUUCAGAUGAUCUCAAAGAAAGAUACUGGAGUGAUAUCUGGUGAGCAGACGUCUGCAUCGGGUUCUAUUAUUUGGUCCAAGGAAUUACCCAAAACUUGCAUGCUUUCAAAAUAUCUCAGGGAUACACUGACAGAGUUUUUAGUUCGUCUUUUGGAAUGCCAGGCACACAAAAUGUGGACGUUUGAUGGCUUUUUUUGGGCUGCAGAUGAUCUUCUUGAGAAACAUAUACUUCAUCUGUUUUCUGUAGUAGAUUCACAUCUCUAUCUCAUCUACAUGGACCCAGAUAACAAAUUCUCCGACUUGCAGAAAUGUGCCCAAGAGCAGAUGCACACACAAAUAAAAUCACCAUACUUUGUUCUUCACAAUCGUGAGCUCAGAGAAUCGGUUUCAGAGGAGGACCCUGUGAGGUCUUAUCCUGUGACAUCAGCAGAUGAUCCUAUAGUGGUUUUACCCCUCAAAGAAGGCACCUUGCUCUCCACUCGAACAUCGGUUGACUCAACACUAUCCAUUAUCAAUGAAAUAAAUCCCGAGUUUGUUGAUGAAGAUUCGGUGACCCGUGAUGAAGAUUACCGCAUGGCUCGCUCCAUGUGUAUUUUAACCGCCAUGAUUCUGAGAGCCAUUAGACAUGCUGCAUCUGCACAUCAACUACUGAGUAAGACGUCACAGAGUUGCAGGUAUGAAGAGCAAUGGAAGUUUUCAUCACUUCAGUGUAGUAGCAGGUGUGUUGAGGAACGAUAUAGAGACAUCACCCAGAUCAUGUCCACUGAUAAGAGGAGAUCACUAUUUCCAAUCAUUACAGAGAAUGGAGACAUUGAUGGGGACAAUUUUAAACAAAUAGAUAAUAGACUAGAUAUCUGCACAUCAUUAUUAGAAGAAUGUAAAGAAAAACACAAAAAACUGGAUGAGUUGACUAAAAUUAUGGAUUCCAUAACUCAAGAAAAUAUAGAGGCAAGUGUUGAGAGAACAUUUAAACAAAUGACGGAUACGCUGCAGAAGUUUUCAGAAUACCGAAAGUUAUCUCGCCUAUCCUACCACGACAAGAAACUCUACACAUUUGUCAAGACCUCAAUGACCUUCCACUACAAGCAUGCUGUGUCGUAUCUAAAGAAAGUACAACAUUCCAUGGCCACCAUGUUCACAGCAUUCAGAAGAUGGCACAGUGCCUACAUAAAGGUGUUAGAGGCACACAAGGAGAUGGAUACUGCCAAUACUGAGAUAUCCAGACAACUUCAAGAACUGAUCAGUAAUGUCAAGGAGCCUCCUCCUCUGCCUUCAGUGCAGAAGCCAUCCAUGAAACAGAGACAUUUGUCUGAGCAAGUCAAAAACAGGGUAUCUGUUAUAAGUAAAGACAUUAGUGAGUCUAAGCAGAUGGCCCUGGAAUCCAGGGACCACAUGGAAAGGUGGACCAAAUUGAUGGUUGACCUGGUGGAUUGUGAACUUUCCAGCUGAAUAUUUGGCCUUUUUAAUGUGCUUAUAAUGUUGAACUUCAUGAAUGCAAUGACCAGUUAUAAACUGCUUACAAUCUGUGAUACUUGUGUUGAGCACAUAAUGUUGACAGUGAAAUGAAUAAUACAUGAUUAUGUGUUUUUCCAGUCUGAUUAAGAUUACAUGUUGGAUUACAUUUUAUAUAUGCGAGAGGAUCAGAGUCUGCAUUGAAAUGCAGAAGCCAUAUAAGAAUCACGUUUUUUGUCUGUCCAUCUAAUAAGAAAAGAACAUACUGCUUUAUUUUCAUGUAUGUAUAUUUAUUGUGAUACAACAACUUAAACAGUUUUCACCAUAACAUUUUCAAAUUUUGUACAAAAAUGUUUUACAAUAAGAGAAAGAAGAAUAUAUUUUGGGGUCAAAUCACUUUGUCUGUCUAUCUGUAUGUACGUCUAUAGAUGUCUACAGUUUUCAAAUUACAUGUGUAUACAGAAGGAGUUGAAUAUAAAAAAGACACUUAGGCCAAAAUAAAAUCAUAGUUUGUUUGGAAUUGCCGCCCGCCUCAUCAGAAUUAUUCCCGCUAGAAAAAUUAUUUUGACAAAAUUAUUCAUAAUUUUUUUUUUUGUUUCAUUGGUAAAUUUUUUUAUAUAAUAUUUUUGAGUGAUGAGGUCAAAUCAAAGGUCAGGGUCACAACAGACCUGUAAUCUAAGUUUGAUACAUUUUCAUUGUGACACAAUAUCUUGAAAAGUUUUUAACGUUCAGUUUUCAUAUUCUACAGAAAGGUAGUUGUUUAGUAAAAAAGACAUAUAAUUAUAUAUAUAUCACUAAAAUGACCAUGACAAAUGAAUUCACAGUGCAUGAUAAUUUAAGGAAUCUCAAAGGGUACAAGUUGUUUUUUGCACCGAUUUUAUCAUUGUCAUGGAGAAUAAUUAUGUCAUUCAUGAAAAUUUGAUAAUCUAAUUGUUCAUGUUGUAAGCUGUUUCAGUGCUAUAUAUAAUUUUUGUACUUGACCUUGUAUCCACUUGUGGAGCUGACACGGUAUCGAGUAUUGUGUGUUUGGGUGGGGUGUGUGUGAAGCAGAACAGUUUCAAUAUGAUUUAAAAGAAAAUAACAUUAUCCAAAAAUAAUCAUAUCAUUGAUAAUUGUGUUGGUACUUCAGGAAAUUGAACCCAGGACCCCAGCAUUAUCAGGUGCUCUAACUUCUUCAGGGAAUUGAACCCAGGACCCCAGCAUUAGUAAGUGCUCUAACCACUGAGCUUUAUUCAGGCCAAUAUAUGUGGUCCAUUUAGCCCAAACUACUACAUUCCUCCCUCCUUUAACUGUCUUUGCCCUUGAACACAUAUAUAAUCCUGGGGAGCUCACCAAUAUAAUAACAUUAGUGGAAAUGUGUAUGUAUAUAUGAAUAAAUGACAUUUUAUUUAUGAAAGUUUUGGACAGAAGCAGGAAUAGACCCCAGGUGCCCUGCGUUACUACUACUAGUCUGGUGCUCUAUAGCCAUUGAGCUAUCCAGGCUGAUAUCCAUGGUUUAUAUAGACUUUGAUACUAAAUAAUACAGGAAUUAAGUUCUCUGUGGAUCCCUUUCUGGCUCAGUCAGUUUUGUAACUUUAAUUAAAUUAAUGUAUAUCAAAAUGUAAGCAGUACUUGUGUUUCAUUUUAUUGCUUUUGUUUUCUCAAAUUGUUCAUUUUGAAUAUCAUUAUGUGGUGAUUUCAUGUUCAUUUUGAAUUAAUCAUUAUGUGGUGAUUUCAUGUUCAUUUUGAAUUAAUCAUUAUGUGGUGAUUUCAUGUUCAUUUAAUGAAAGUGAAGAAUUAAUUCACUUAUUGUUUUAGAAUUUUAUACAAUGUUUUAUUAAUCCAGUUCUGUAAUUUAAGAAAAGUUUUGUGUUGCUAAUUUUGUAAACUAUUGAUUAAAACUUCUAAUAUUCAUUUAGGAGAGGGACUUGUAAGUUGUCAGAACUUGUUCCCAAUCCUUUUGAUUUCAUCAAUAAAAUAUGUUCAAAACAAA